AUGGUUCGCCUGCUUCCGUACAGCCGAUUCCUUUUCUAUUGGUGGCAGCCGGAUCCAACCUUCUUGGGACUCGCGACUGGCUUCCCAGAGCAAGUGUAUUUCGACCAGCGAAGCCUGAGCUUUGACCAGAUUGUCACCAGCCAGCUCGUGAAGUGGACUGCACUUGCGGAUCAUGUGCCGGAAGUAGACUUCUUCCUUCGUGAAUUCCAGCUGACGGACGAAGACAUGCGCGACAUGAUGCUGGCCAAGGCCGACGGCGAAGAUGAUUUCGACAUCGCAUGCAACUGGCUGCAAAACAACACAGAGAUUUGGAGAGGCAG
Messenger RNA from Symbiodinium necroappetens, 320 nucleotides. The record is from the annotation of a GenBank genome assembly. Lineage: Eukaryota; Dinophyceae; Suessiales; Symbiodiniaceae.